Salvia hispanica is the source of this 504-nucleotide messenger RNA. The record is from RefSeq and is a predicted model, not a curated record. Lineage: Eukaryota; Viridiplantae; Streptophyta; Magnoliopsida; Lamiales; Lamiaceae.
AUGGGGUACUACCUGGCUGACGGCAUCUAUCCGCAAUGGCCCGUGUUUCUGAAGACGAUCAGAUGCCCACUCGGAGAUAGAAGAAGGUAUUUUGCCCGAGCGCAAGAGUCUGCGCGCAAGGAUGUGGAGAGGGCAUUUGGGGUGCUCCAAUCGCGAUUUGCACUGGUAAAGGGUCCGACGCGCUUUUUCUACCAGGGGGAUAUUGCCGAUAUCAUGUAUGCGUGCAUCAUCAUGCAUAACAUGAUCAUCGAAGAUGAACACGAAGGCGUCCUCGACGUCACCAACGACCCAAGUGUUGCAUCAUCGAGUCACGGUGUCUCAACCGAGUCCGCCCGCCAGGGUGUACCGCACAACGAACAUGAACGGUUCCAGGCGUUCAUGGACAUACACCAGAAGGAGGCCCAUCAAGCACUACAACACGAUAUCAUCGAAGAAUUAUCUUCUCUAACUUCCAUUCCAUGGAAGUGGGGUCUGUUUGGACAGGUUAUACCAGCUCUUGAUUGA